Nematocida homosporus is the source of this 1179-nucleotide messenger RNA. RefSeq lists its product as uncharacterized. Lineage: Eukaryota; Fungi; Microsporidia. Bases 1 to 1179 code for a protein of 392 amino acids. The record is from RefSeq and is a predicted model, not a curated record. The transcript has a single exon.
AUGGAUAUAGUCUGGUCUACAGUCACUGGAACCCAGCUGCACUGUAAGAAAGAAAGUGUGGCUACUUUUUUGGAAAGACACUCUCUAUCCCUGAGUACCCAUGCUGUUGUUCAAAUUACUUGGUCAGGAACCCGCUUAGUUGGGCAGCGCACUUUAGAACUGGACGGCUUGCUAGGACGGGUCGAAAAUGCGAAGACUCUGCGCUAUCUUUUAGUCCAGCCCGAGCACCAACUGACCAUUUGCUUAAACAGUUAUACCCGAGAGUUCUUACUAGCCGAUCUCAACCAGCUGACUUUCUCCUGUGCUAAGCAAACACCUAUAAGUCAAGUUCUUCGUGACUUGCGCCAUUAUUUCAGCCCGGACUUGGUCGAAUCGCAUUUUACCCUCUACACCGUUGAGUCAACCGCAUUAGGCCGAACCUUAGUUGAGGUUAAACUCGGCAGUGUAGCAGAGACCUACACCAAUUUACAGCUGCAAGCACGAGAUCCUUUUCUCCUUGCCCGCACUCGACAGCCGCAAUACGUCCAGUCCUUCUACCAACUAGACACCUUCAACAGUUCCCUGCUCUUCGCCACCCAGUACGCUAUCUCGCUCUACAGCCACUUCAUCCUAGCCCAGAAGAAAGGAGGUCCAGAUAAGUACGGCCAGUCCUUAGAAAUAACCGAAGACUUACGUGCUUUCAAACAAGUGUUUGGCAAACGCCAUUUCCUCGUUAUAGAAACCCCAGGCACGCGCUGGACCUUCUACUCUAAAUCACGUCCUAAUACUGACCAACUCCUUUAUGAGAUUAAACAAGCUCCGCGUUAUAAGCCCCGUGAAAUAGAGCCUUCUAAAUCAAACAAAAUCCAACGCUACUGCCAAUCAAUUGAAACUCUCCUCGCCAAAAACAAUCCUUCCCUCUCUUCCCUACCUCUUUUCUCCCGUAUCUUCCCCUCCGAACUGCCUACCGACCAAAUGGCCCAAGAUCCAGUCCAGCUCCUACACAAGCUAGAAUCUUAUCUCCAAAGAAGUGUCUGGGACAAUGUCAAUAUUGAGUUUAUUCUUUAUUUGCUGGUUGCCCAAAACAUCCUGCCUAUCGAUGGCCUUCAGGACGAAGUCCGUCAGUUCAGCACACAUCGCAAGCAAAUACUCUCCCAAUUAAGAGACUUCCUUCACCGCCAACAGUCCAACCGCCAUUAA